AUGUUUUCCGUGAUCAAACACAGAUGCGCAACUCCCUCCUGCAACACGACGGCCCCCACCUCGGCCUUGGCCUCGAUCGAACACGACUUGUUCACAAGGUCCAGACUGAUCUCGUCCCAGUCGUUCUUGUACAGAGUGAACUUCUGGUUGAACUCGAGCUCUGCGGUGUGGUACGAGCCGAGCGGAACGUCGUCGUGUUGGACUGUGGUUCGACCCUUGAUCCGCAUCACCUCGUCGCUCGGCGUGAAAUCCACGUUCUCCACACUCAACGACAACGAGAGCAGCUUUCUUGUAGGCUUGUCAGACGGACUUUUCUUCACGUUGCGGAUGGUUUUCAGUCGAACCUCAUCGUCCUUCCCAAUCAGAUUGUACAAAGUCCAAAGAUCCUCCUUGUCCUGCGCAACAAGCGAAACAGACCCGCUUUUAUCCUUCUCAAAGGAAGAAUGA
Messenger RNA from Ogataea philodendri, 447 nucleotides. RefSeq lists its product as uncharacterized. The transcript has a single exon. The record is from RefSeq and is a predicted model, not a curated record. The coding region runs from base 1 to 447 and encodes 148 amino acids. NCBI's taxonomy places the organism in Eukaryota, Fungi, Ascomycota, Pichiomycetes, Pichiales, Pichiaceae.